Messenger RNA from Rhineura floridana, 3031 nucleotides. RefSeq names its product A-kinase anchoring protein 14 (gene AKAP14). Bases 2349 to 2966 code for a protein of 205 amino acids. Gene Ontology annotation, molecular function: protein kinase A regulatory subunit binding. Gene Ontology annotation, cellular component: cAMP-dependent protein kinase complex. NCBI's taxonomy places the organism in Eukaryota, Metazoa, Chordata, Lepidosauria, Squamata, Rhineuridae. The transcript has 5 exons. The record is from RefSeq and is a predicted model, not a curated record.
AUAUAUAUAUGCAUAUUUAUAUAUAUAUAUGCAGAGAUCCUCACACUGCGUAUGCCAGUGUGUGGUAUUUACCUUAGAAGCAGGCUUUUACCCUGGAUUUAGAUCACAGACUUAUUUUAGUAAAAUGAGAAAAGCUACUUUAUAGAAAUACAUAGUAGAUAGGAAAGGUAUACCUACUUCUAACUAAGUUGGAGGCGCAAUGCCCAGACUUGAGUACUGCAUUGCCCUCUUGGCUCAGGAAAGAGAGCAAAGACAGAGAUGUCUCCUCUCUCCUUGGAUAGUUGAAGAAGGCAGAGCAGAUAAGUUUCCCUGAGCAUAUCAGCUUACAAUGGAAGGAAGUUAGGCAGAGAAGAGCACAGGUAAAGGUCAGCUGGAGGACCUAAGUCUAUCUUCCUUCUGGAAUACAAACAACCCGACCAGGAGUUGCUCUUGCCCCACUUUCAACACUAUGUAUGGAAAUAUCUUGAGCCAGCAGUGCUGGCGGCUGUCCAUGCAAACUGGGGGUCUUCCUUUCUGGUGUAUGAUCCAUCGUAGUGGCCCUUGUUUUUUAAGUGUUUUACUUAUAAUUUUAAUGUUUUUAAACUGUUUAAGAGAUUUUCUACAAUCAAGUGGUAUAUAAAUCUUGUUCAAUAAAUAACCCUUCUAGAGGACCACAAGUUCCCCAUCCCUGCUCUAAAGGUAACAGGGCCUCCAAUUACAAACACAAUGUGGGGGUAGAUCCAUAUGGGAGAAGGGAGUCCUCCUGCAUGAGUUGCUGUUCUGGGUGUGCCUCUUUAAUGGAGAGCAGUGGCUUGUGCAAUGGGCAGCCUUUCUCUCCAGACAAGUAAUUCUACUGCCUCUCUGAAUGGGAAGUGAUUGACAGGUACUAUCUGUGUUCUGUGCACAGAAGUAAUGCAGAUGACCUACCAUUGGUGUGCAGUGUUGAACUCUGACUUCACGCUUGGCUCCAAAUUUGAGCUUCAACCCUGGUAACUUAGCAGGGUUAUAUAUACACAUGACUCCCUGGCAGGGUUUUUAACACAGCCUAUAGCAGGAUUUCUCUUAGUCCAAGGGAAACUAGAAUCUGGAUUGUGUUUUAGGGAACAGGACACAGUUAAUUUCUUAUGCCUGACUAGAAUCUACCUAGCAGAUAGAGACUGAUUGGAAGCGGGGAAGGCCAGAGCAACAAAUCUUGCAGAGAUGCAGUGGGCAUCCUCUUCUGUGUUAGGGCGCUAGCCAUGGCCAAUCCAAAGGGCUUCAUCCCCUGCUUCCCCUCCACCCCCUUUCUCCCCAAAUAUGCCAAACAUGGAGGUGUAAUAUGGGCUGAAAAGGCCUUUCUUCUGCCCUGUUCCAUAGUAUGAAACACCAGUCAUCUGGCAAUGAUCACCUCCUGACCUAAAGAUAACACUGGUUGUGCAUCAUGCGCCUUAAAGAGCAAAUCUUUACCAGCAUUUCCCCUUUAAUUAUGGUGGAAUGCCUGUACAUCAAAGCUGCAGCAGUUCUAUUGGCCAAGCUGCUGUUGCCCAGGCAAUGAUUGUGACUAAACACUUGUCACAGGAGCCUGAGACUCCAGCUGCUUAAUGAGCCCUGGGAACCUGCAUCUCUCGGAGGAAAUAAAGCAGAUCUGAUCACAAGAGAAAAUAAUCUAUAAGGCGUUUUUAAGCAGGUAGCUGAAUGGUCAAGCAUCUUCUGUGGGAGCAGAGGACGUGCUGACAAAUGCAAUGUUCCUUCCUUGAUGAUUAUUUCUCAGAGUAACAGGCACCCACUUCCUCAUGCCAGAAACUGCAUGUUUAAUUCUUUGCAUUUGUAGCAGAGUGCAGAAGAAACAGAGGGACUAAAGGAAUGCAAGGGAACAGGCUCUUUCAUGCGUUUCAUCUCUUUUGGCACAUCGCGAUGUGCAGGCGAAAAUGUUUCGAAGCGUAUGCUGCAAACUGCAAUGAAUGAAUGUGGCAAAGAUGCCUUUGCAAACGCAGACAUCACCCAGGGCCAUCGCAAACGCAUGCUUUGUAUGCAAAAGGGGGCCAGGCUCAAUCCCAGCUAUCUCCAGGUGGGGUUGGGAAAGUCUCCUGAAGUACGGCUGGCCAAUUACUGCUAACAGUACUGAGCCAAAUGGGCAAUAGUCUGACUUGGUAUAAAGCCCCUUCCUAGGAGCUAGGAUUAGUUGCAGCUCCCUAUCGAGUGUACUCUCAGCGACAAGCGAGGGUUGUCCAUAAGGUUCCACUUAAGACUGACAACUGGGCUUUGAUAUCAUUUCCAAGAUUAGCAGAAGCAGAGGAGAUUAGGCCAAACAGGGGAUCUCUGCCAAUUUGCUUGAUUUACAUCAUGCAAAGAAGUCAAAUUAUGGACCAGAAUGCCCAGUGACAGUCCUUAUGAUUCUGUGCUGUUAUUUCCUUCUCUUUCUAGAGCUGGGGACAAUGGAGGAGUUGACCACCGACGGGGAAGGCGAAGAUGCAUCCACGGAAGGCAAAGACGCAGUUCCAGAAGCCAUGAGGAAGAAAGUGGACUCGAUUGUGGAAGAUGUGCUCAAACAGGCAAUGUGCACUAUUAGGGACCUACAGAAGAAAGAGGAAGUUCCAGGAAUCAAAUAUCAAGUACCAAACAUUAAGUGGAUUAAAUGUGCAGAAUUCACAGUAGGCAAAGGACUGCUGCAGAUUGAGGAAUAUUUAAAAACGUGGGAGCUUCAUGAGAGCUGGCUACAUUGGACAAACUAUCUCAGCGAUGAGGAACUGGAGUAUUCUAUGAGAUACCAUUACCGGGUCCGCUGGAGCAUCCCGACAUGUAGGAAGCCCAUCCCACGAGCAACAGCAUCUGUCUAUUUCAUCAUAGAGGUUUCCAAAAUCAAACCAUCGACAUUACCUGUUGAAGUAUACUUUCUGGUAGAGACGAACAAGCUAAUUCACAGGCCAGGAGAGUCUCGCUUCAAAGAAAAAUGGCUCAAAGAUGUGAUUGAAAGCAAAAUCAGCAUCAUGAAGACGAUCACCUUUUAAUUCCUUUACAAUUGUUAAAGAUUAAAAACUCUUCUUUAGGUAGGAUUCCUUUUUGUAAAUAAAAG